This is a messenger RNA of Entrophospora sp. SA101, 469 nucleotides long. The record is from the annotation of a GenBank genome assembly. NCBI's taxonomy places the organism in Eukaryota, Fungi, Glomeromycota, Glomeromycetes, Entrophosporales, Entrophosporaceae.
UCCAUUCACAAUAAUAAAUCAAAAAAUAAAAGACUCAAACAUUUCAAUGAAAAGGAAACUCACGAAGAAAAAAUAAAUUCAAGCGAAGACGAAACAAGAAUGAAUCUUACAACCCACAAAGGGAGGACAGGAGAAGACCCAUUCUGGGGUACAUCCAACCCUAACUCAAAAAACCAAUUAUCCAACAUUUCCAAAAACUCUAACAAUCAAUUAAUAUCCAAGAUCUAUCAAGAUAAUCAAGAAAAUCAAACAGAUACAAACAAAAAUUCUGAAGAUACUAACAUAGAUAAUACAAUAUCAUCAGAAAUUACUGAUGAUUUAAUGUCAGAUAAUGAAACAAUUGAAGACAAUACCUCUAGCAUGGACACAAAUCAAGAAGAAACAGAUCAAAAUUUAGUAAUAAUUCAACUGGAUCUUUUCAACAAAUUAAUUGGAAAUGGAGAAGGUUUUAUUGAACUAAUAAGAAUAG